Molecule: messenger RNA, 882 nt
Organism: Diaporthe citri
Lineage: Eukaryota; Fungi; Ascomycota; Sordariomycetes; Diaporthales; Diaporthaceae
Exons: 1
Coding region: 1-882 (293 amino acids)
Biological process (GO): monoatomic ion transport
Cellular component (GO): endoplasmic reticulum; plasma membrane
Molecular function (GO): monoatomic ion channel activity
Source: RefSeq, a predicted model, not a curated record
AUGGCUGGGAAUCAGGCGCUCAACGUUAACAGCGCCGUGGCGACUCACGGCGCCCUCGCCAUUUCUGUCCGCGGCUCAGAUUGGUACUUCACCGUGUGCGCCGUCAUGGGUGCCUCCACCCUCGCCUUCAUGGGCCUUGCCUUCACUAAGCCGCAAACCCAUCGCCUGUUCCACUACAUCACCGCCGGAAUCACUGCUGUCGCCUGUAUUGCGUACUGGUCCAUGGCCUCCGACCUUGGCCAGGCCCCCAUCCAGGCCGAGUUCGUGAGGCCAGGCCGCGCUGCGGUUGCCGCCGCAGGGACCCGAGAGAUGUUCUACGUCCGGUACAUCGACUGGUUCGUGACGACACCGCUGCUCCUUACAGACCUACUCCUGACCGCCGGACUCCCCUGGCCCACCAUCUUGGUCACAGUUCUGGCGGACGAGAUCAUGAUCGUCUGUGGACUGGUCGGCGCCCUGACCCAGACGACCUACAAGUGGGGGUACUUCGCCUUCGGCACGGCCGCCCUCUUCUUUGUCGCCUACGAGCUUGCCAUCGACGGCCGUCGCCACGCAAAUGCCCACGGAGGCUCCGUCAAGAGCACCUUCAUGCAGUGUGGCGUGCUGACCCUCUUCCUGUGGUUCUUGUACCCGAUCGCCUGGGGCCUGUCCGAGGGCGGAAACGUCAUCCACCCCGACUCCGAGGCAAUUUUUUACGGCAUCCUCGACAUCUUCGCGAAGCCCGUCUUCGGCUUCUUGCUCAUCUUCGGCCACAACAAGAUCGACCCCGCCCAGCUUGGUCUCACCAUGCACGAGCCCGGCCAGCGCAGGAGCGAGAAGGGUCUUGUGCACCCUGAAGGGCCCGCUACCACGGGCAACAACGGAACCACUGCUAAUGUGUAA